UUCCUAGUUAUACUCGUCAUGAGCGUCUUCGUUUGUUUUGCCGUUGUGGCGGUAUGCUACAGGAAGACGAACUUGCGUAAAUACGAAAGAGAUUGCAAUAAACCGAUAUCGAAAAUGUACCCGGCCGCUGGCAACCAUUCAUCGCAAGAGGACUAUUUGCACGAAACGGCCACUAUACAGGAAUUUAGCCGCGCCGAUUCGCAAAGAGUCUUGUUCCGACCAUCGAACCAUAUGGGAUCCGGAGGACCAUCGCAUUACCAGGAACAAUUACAAAGAAGAGGCGUCGGAUCAUCAAAUGAAGAAGAGAUUCAUUCCGUAGAAGAUGAUACAGUAUCUUUCAUAGACCUGAAGCACAACAACCUCAAGAUACCGGAGAAGAAGGGGAUCUUGAAGAAGCCCGACUAUGGAAUGAUGAUGACUGGCGAUGGCAAAAACAGCUGGGGAGAUGGCGCGCAAUCGGACGAGCUGAUGACGCAGGCGGAGCUAAACAUGAGCCAGAUCAUCAGUGGAGGUCCAUCGGAUGUCGAGAGAACCCUCAAGACCCUCAAUGGGUAUCAUGAAGAUAUAAUCAAAGCUUUAAGAAAUGCGGCUAGUAGAAAGGAUACUACUACGCCGUCAGGCAGUACAUGCACUCUAAGUGAUGAGUUACUGAGGAGGAGCCUCCAACAAUGUGCUGAGAGUUACUCCAAGUAUGAAAGGAGUGGAAGUCAGGAAAAGGUGGUCAUAGAGCACGAGGAUGAAGAUGAAGACGAAGUUCCUCCAUGCGGUCCCCUACGAAUCCGCAACCUGGAGGACUUGAUUCGUCAACUCGAACAUCAUUCCCGACACAUGAGCCCGAGCGGUUCCGAGGACAUACGAAUGUCGGAGACUGAAGCUGAUCGACACUAUCGACAAGAGUCCUCUUCGGCCUGUAGCGAAAGUUCGCACCAGUCUCACGGCGGCAGAGACCAGCGGUUCGUGUACGGCAGGUACCGACAGCCGUCGGGGCGGAUGCCGUAUCCCCAUCCCCACCAGCACCCGCACUCCCUGCAUCAGGCCGAGGAGGAUAGCAUAUACGAAAGCGCCGACCACGAGAGAGGCAUGCCUUGCGGGGACACGCCCGACAGCGAAAGUGAUGAAUUUAUUCAAGCUCAGCAACAGCUAGCCCGGUGGGCCAGUGAGGACGCAGUAGGGCCGGGGGCCAGCACGAGUCAGGGGGCGGCUCUGGCAGGCGUUGCCGGAGUCAGCGUAGGCGGCAGCGUCAGCGCCGUCCCCAGAGAGUACUACCCGUCGCCGAGCAGCUCGACGAGCGAGGAACCGCCGAGCAUCGCGCGCGCGCCCCUGCCCAACCUGCUGCCGCCGCAAGGGCCGCCCCCGCAUCCCGACCACGCCACCAUCCACCGGCCCAAACGUUACCCCGAAUACAAACACUGAUAGUGACUCGCCGGGCUUGCGCGGAAUCGACGUAGGCCCACGCCGCCGAUGGGCCUCCCCGCCGCCGCUACCGCCCUCUACGCGACACAGAUGUACUAAUAACUAGUUAAAGUCACAACGUGUCACAUCAUUUAUUGCAAUUUUUCAGACUGUUUCAUUAAAUAUUAAAGUUAAUUAACUUUUAAUUACUAUAUCAGCAUUACUUGAGACAUAAUGUAUUACAAGGGCAAUAGUUUCAAACGUUUAAACCUGAAACCAAAUAAAAUAA
Molecule: messenger RNA, 1681 nt
Organism: Brassicogethes aeneus
Lineage: Eukaryota; Metazoa; Arthropoda; Insecta; Coleoptera; Nitidulidae
Source: the annotation of a GenBank genome assembly